UCGCAAGGGAAACCUGAGUGUGUGUGUUUGAGAAAGAGAGGGAGAUGUUGACAACAGAAAAUAACCGGUAAAACAGUGCACGCAUCAGUCUUCACUUUUGUCCUAUAGUGUAAGAAAGGGAGGACGUCGAGGCUGACAGAUAUUCAGGUAAAAGAUGAUAUAGACCUCGAAAGGCUGCUGAUGUGGAAGUGAGAAGUCAGCUGCUGGACAAUGAGCUGAACACAUCAGUCAGCUUCAACACAGACUCCACCGCCUCAGAAUCCACAGCUGUCUCAACCAGGCUCAGUAUCAAAAACAACACACUUCUCAAAAUGCAUCCCACUAGCUGUGAUAUCCAGCUGGAGACCAGUGGAGACACAAAUAACCAAAGUCAAAGGGAUAUGGAUGAUUCGUGCCUCACUUCCAAAAUGCCCCCUGGUUGGAUCAGAGAGGUGAGGCAGCGGAAAGCAGGCAAGACAGCAGGAAAACUGGACGUGUUCAUUACAAGUCCCCAAGGACAGAAGUUCCGGUCAAGAACAUCCCUGCAAGCUUUCCUCCUAAAAAAUGGAGAUGGAAACAUAGACAUAAACCUCUUUGAUUUCACUACAGUCAAAGGUGAUGUCAUCACCUCUCCACAUUUUCUCCCCUCCCGAGAGAAAAAGAGAGGAAAGAAAAAACAUGCAGAUGGACAGCAGGACACAACAGAAAAAAUACAAACAGAAAUACUGGAUCCACCUCCAAAUAAAUCUAAAAGAGCCUCUUCCCCCCUCAGAAAUCAAGAAGAAAAAGUAAAGAAUGGAGAAGAUCCUAACUCUACUAAUAGUGAUAUGAUAAAAGAAGAGUUCACACAUGUACUAGAUGUGUAUAGUGACAAAAAUGAUGAGACUGUCGAGUAUUUUGUACAAGCUGCACCUUCAGCCACAGCGGAUGAUGUCAAACUGCGGAGCAGCCCUCAGAGGGUGGGGCUGCUGAGAGAGAAGCUUCUCAGACUGGCUCCUUCCAGUAAACAACAAAACACUUCCAACGUUGAUGCAGACGCACAGGCAGACUCACAGCCUACUGUCCCGACUCUGAAUGUUGAAUCUGCCACUGAGAGCGAGAAUGAAGAUGAAAAUGAGGAUGAACGAGACAAAGAUGAGAUACAGAUUCACAGCAAAGGUGACACCAAGCCUAAUUCUGAACUGAAGAUUGAUGCUGACAGUCACCGGGAUGUGGAAGAGGAGGUGUUAUUACCAGACAUCACUGGUGGGAACUGUGCACCAGUAAGAGAUUCCCAAAAUAAGUCCAAAAGCUCAGAAGACAAACGGAAAACAAGCCCUUAUUUCAGCAGGAAACCUCUCACAGAUGGUCUUAGUCCACCCAGGAGAAAGGCCUUCAAGAAGUGGACACCGCCUCGUUCUCCCUUCAACCUCGUACAGGAAACCCUUUUCCAUGACCCCUGGAAGCUCCUGGUUGCUACCAUUUUUCUUAACAAGACAAGUGGCAAGGUGGCCAUUCCAGUUCUUUGGCAAUUCUUUGAGCGUUACCCGUCUGCAGAGGUGACCCGGGAGGUCGACUGGAAGCCCAUGUCUGAACUCAUGAAGCCACUGGGCCUGUAUGAGCUCAGAGCCAAAAUACUCAUCCGCUUCUCAGAUGAGUAUCUAAAUAAACAAUGGCGCUACCCCAUUGAGUUGCAUGGUAUUGGGAAGUACGGCAAUGACUCCUAUAGGAUCUUCUGUGUGGGAGAGUGGAGACAGGUGACACCUGAAGAUCACAAGUUAAACAAAUACCACGCCUGGCUUUGGGAGAAUCAUGAGACACUUGGAAUCUGAAACAACACAAAGUAUGAAGAACUGCAAGGAAGAUUUGUUGCAGCGCAGACAAGAGAAUCAGAUGUCACAGAAACCUUUCAGUCUAACAAUAUUAGCAUUAUGUUAAACUUGCAAUGUUAAACGUAAAUCGUGUUAAAAUUAUAUUUAGAACAUAUCAAUGUUAACCUUACUUAAAAAGUUAUACUCAAGGUUUAAUAAAAUGUUUUAAGUAGUUUAAAAGAUUAAA
This is a messenger RNA of Thunnus maccoyii (southern bluefin tuna), 2016 nucleotides long. RefSeq names its product methyl-CpG binding domain protein 4 (gene mbd4). Gene Ontology annotation, cellular component: nucleus. Bases 312 to 1790 code for a protein of 492 amino acids. The record is from RefSeq and is a predicted model, not a curated record. The transcript is spliced from 8 exons. Lineage: Eukaryota; Metazoa; Chordata; Actinopteri; Scombriformes; Scombridae. Gene Ontology annotation, molecular function: pyrimidine-specific mismatch base pair DNA N-glycosylase activity; DNA binding. Gene Ontology annotation, biological process: DNA repair.